AAGCUAAACGUGAACUACUGUUUAAACUACAAGACAAAAGUCUUUUAUUCAAUCUUAAAGGUAAUCUAACUACUUGCCUCUCUAAUCUUCCAUUUUCAUUUCCAGUGCACGUUGGACCGUCCAAUCUCCAGAAUUUUUACUUGUCUAUUAGAAAGCCUUUCUUAUGGAAUAUAAGCACACGAUACAAGGCAUUAGAAAGGAGUUUAACAAAGUGGCACUUACUCCAACAUCUAGUGCAAGUAAGCAGCUUUUUUGAUCGAAGCAAUGCCGAUGAGAACCCUGAUUUGAGGGUAAUACUAUAAGAGCAGGAGCAGUGAGUCUAAGGCAGGGAAAGAAUCAUAUUUAUAGGUAGUUAAAUGUUGUGUAGGGUACUAGGGUUUUCACUUUUCAACUCCAAGUCGACUUGCCUUCUUAGAGCAUAAAAUAAUAGGCAAUUCAUUUAAUUACGAUUUGAUCCGAUUCUUAGCUUGAUUUUAUGAUUUCGGUCUGGACCAAACCAAAAUCGAAAAUUAACCAAAUUCAGGAACAAAAUUCAAUCAAAAUAUAAACAGUUCGAUCUGAUUCGGCGUGAGAGUCGAUUCGGUCCGAUUUGAACCGAAUCGUUGCCCACCCCUAGCUUCGACAGCACGACAUGGGCACGCUCCAGGCCCAUUUUUUUUCGUGUUGUGCUUGGCACAGCCUGUCAGUUUUCGUGUCGUGUCUUGCAAGCCCAUUUGAGAACUUUGCUAGGCUUGUCCCAGGACCGGGCACGAUUCGAAUCGUGUCGUGCCUAUUCGUGCUCAUGUUGUGCCUGUAUUCCUAUUUAAUGAAAAGGAAGAAAAUAAAAGAGAAAAUGAAAAGGAAGGAGAAAAUUGGGCGAAAAAAGAUAAUAUUAACCGAAAAUGUUUUAGAAUUGGAAGUAUAGUCGUGUGAUUUGGCAUUGUUUAAUUCUUUGUCCGUUUUUACUUAUGGUAGCAAUUACGUAUAUAUAUUUAUGACACUUGUAUUUUGUAAUAUGUAAACCUAUAGUUUUUUAUAUUUAUUUUUUAUAAAAUAAAUAUUAUUUUGAUCAAAUAAAUAUUAUUUUCGUGCCAUGUCCGUUCUUAUACUCAAUAAAGUCUCGAAAAUAUUAGGCCCGACACGGCCCACUUAUAUAUUGUGUCGUGCCCGUGCUCGUGAAGUUUAGGCCCGACACAGCCCACUUAUAUAUCGUGCUCGUGCCCGUGCUCGUGUCCGUGCUCAUGAAGUUUAGCCCCUGCACGGCCCAUAAAUUAUUCGUGCUCGUGCCGGGCUGACCCAUAUAUUUCGUGCCCGUGCUCGUGCCGUGCUCCAACCGUGCCGUGCUAGCCCGUGGGCGGUCCGGCCGGGUUCCCACGUACAAGCUUGCUUGACCGGAAAAUGGAAAAGAAAAUAAACGACUUGAGAGCUUUUAUUUUAUGUGGGAUUGGGGUAUUUUUUUAAAAUGGGUGCAAUGCAUCCUAGACUUCAUUCAAAAUCAAGAGAGCAUUGAAGAGCUCAUGAAUGUCAUACCAUAAAAAUCAAUAGGCGCGAAAAUUGAAAUAUCAUAAAAUCCGAAGAUAAAACAUGUCCACGAUUUGCUAAAAAGUCAACACACUUUUCGCCUUCUUGUUAUAUGAACUAUCAAAACAUCAUAAUCUCAUGGAAGCAUCGAAUCACUGUUACGUGUUGAUGAUACUCACCAUCGCAACUAAAGAGUUGAACUACUCACUUGGAGCCCAAAUGAACUUAUAUGUACUUAUAGCCAACAUCCCAAGCCAACUAAAGCCCCUUUAUUGCAUCUCUCGAUUCUGCUCAGGUGAUGGAACAAAUCCUGAGGUUUAAAGCUACUGCCACCAAACAACGUCAUGUGUGAUCCCGAAUUAGGCCACCAGUAGAAGCAUGACAUGAUUCAAGAUGGAUGGAGUCGUCAUAAUUAAGAGUUACCCACUAAGGAGGCACCGACUGCUAAGAUAUCUGCGCCUCUUUCUAAUGGAUAUAUUAGGAACGUGGACUAGCCAAGUUUGUCAAAAUGGAUUAAUCCAUCAAGCCAGAUUUACAAGUGGUUUGAGGUUUAAUGGUAGGAUGGGGUUUAAUAAGUUCAAGUCAGUUAUAACAUAAUAUGAGCAAAAACUCUAAUACCAAAUAGAUUUUGUAUAUAUUUGACAUAUUUUUAAAUGAUCUCGCUAAUCUACAUUCAUGAGAAAUAUAUAUUACAAAAUCAUCAGACUUCAUUUGUAAACCGGAUUUUGUCCGUUCAGACCACCGGCUUAAUUGGUUUGACCCAAUUUUGAAUUUUUUUUAGAACUGUCCAAUCAAAGUGUGUUCCAACCAUUUAGAUGGCUGAUUCCGGUCAGACCUAGUUGAACCGAUCGAAUGGAUACAUGUUUGACAUCCUUGGGAUGAGGCUAUCCAUGUCAUGACACUUUUCACACGUGUACAUGUUGUAGAAAAUCUUCAUUUGAAACAAUAUUACCCUCAAAGACUCAAUCAUUUCUGCUCGCAUUAGGGACCAAUAACUAAUGUAUAACUUUAGGCUUGUGUUACGUUGUCAGAGAUGUUACAAAACUAAUCUCGUAAAUGUGAUUUGAAAAAGCUAUGGUAUUUAGAAGACUAAAUGAGUUGCAAACAAAUUAACCUAGAAAAAUGGUGACUCAAGCAGACCCCCUCCACCCCUAGAUGAUCCACCAGUCUUUCAUAAUUUUUGCCUCGUUAAAAUCUGCUGCAAUGGCGUAUACUGAAUUGAAUUAGAAUCGGUCAUCUUGUUAUUGACCUCAUGUUGGCAAGUCCUCACUAGAAUUUGUCUUCUGGGGGCUCGACACUUAGAACCUAGAAACUAUUAUUCAGUGAGAUGUUCUUAGAGAGCAUGAGCGUUCCACUCACUAUUGAUAGUUACAAACGGUGGUACAGGAGUUGAUGGAUCAACUGGUGGUUCAUCCUCUACUCGUGAUCUAAAGGAAAUCCCCACUAUCAACCCAUUGGUCUGCACAAGUUAUUCGUGCGCGAUCCUUGAUAUUCAAUCUCAUGUUGGUGGUCGUAAUAAGCCAGACCUAACGACUUUCCUUCCAAAUCAUUGGUGCAUUUCGACAUACCUUAAUCUCAUUUAGCUUAUCUUUUGCUACUAUUUUCUUUUUUGUUAAUCCAGAUAAACCCUCUGCACAUAGUAGAAAGAGAUAAGAUGAUAGGGGGUCACCUUGUCACAAUCCAUGUGUUGGUAUUAUUGUUUCCGGUGGAUGUCCAUUUACUAGGAUUGAGUACGAAACUGUGGUAACACAUUGCAUUACUAGUUUUACCCAUUAUGCACAAAACCCCAAUUUAAUCAUCAUUACCUCCAAAUAACCCCACUCGACCCGAUCAUAACCCUUAAAAAAACUAAGAUUUGUUGCAACGUAACCCUCAUGCCCCUCUUUAAUGUUUUUCACUGCAUAAAACACACUCGAAAGCCAUCAAUAUAUUGUUGUUGAUCCCCCGUACAAAUGCACUUUGUACCUCAGUAAUGAUUGGAUUGAGCGACUUUUUAAGCCUAUUAGCGAUGACCUUUGAUAGUAUCUUAUAUAUGACAUUGCAUUGGCUUGCAUGGGACUUUCAGGUUCUUUCUUCUUGGGAAUUAAUGCAAUAAGCGUAUGAUUCAUGUUUUGAGGCAUAUCUCCUCAUUCUAAUAUGUUGUGUAAUGCUCUGGUUAUUGCAGGACCCAAUGCAUUCCGGUUUCCUUGAAAGAAUAGUGAUGGAAGUCCAUCCGUCCCAAGUGUUUUGGUAGGUGUCAUGUAUUUCAAUGAUGUCCAGAUUUCUUCAUUUGUUAUAGGUGCCAUUAAUUGCUCAUUCAUUUCUCUUGUCACUUUAGGCUUCAGUGCCUAUGGAACAUGGUUUGUAUAUUCUUGUUGUCCCACGGUAUAGAGACUCCUAAGAUAUUGAACUAGACAUGUUAUAUCUUCUGUUUGUCCCCUUCCCAGCUGACCAUCAUCGUUUUGAAGUUCAAGAAUCAUGUUUCUACUUCUUCUAUUUGAGGCUUUCCUAUGGAAGAAUUUGGUGUUUCUAUCCCCUUCAUCCAACCAAUUUGUUCUAGUUUGUUGUUUCCACAUAAUCUAUCCAUGUAGUAAAAGUUCAUUGAGCUCCUCCUCGUCAUUUUAGGAUUACCGUUGUGUUCUUUCUCAUUUUUUUAUACUCUAUAAAGUGGCUUAUGUUUUCCUCCUUUUCCUUACAUCUCAACGUUUCCUUACUCUUACUUAGGAGGCCCGACUCAUAUUUUUUUUUAAUUCUUGAUUCUAUCUCAUUAUUGUGCUUGUAUUCCAUGCUUGUGCAAUGACCUUACUACAAUUAUCAUUGCACUGCUAAAACUCUUCAACUUUAAAGUGUUAUCCCCAUCUCAUUCCUACCUUCUGCAUCUUAAGGUGCAUUAGUAGCGAUUCAUUCACAUCUUUCGACACUCUUAUUCUCAUGAACGUUCUCCACACUCUUGAAUUCAGCUCGUCAAACCUAAUAAAUGUUCCAAAUCUCGCAUCCACAUUCUCUGCCAUCUCUUGGUGUUUGUAAGAUGUAGUAAUUUCCAUCACCCUCAUCCAUAUUUCCAUCCAAGAGAGAUCUUCUACUCUUGGGCGAUUAUUCAAGUUAGCCUCUCGAAAUAUCAAUAGAUCCCCCUCACAGUUCAAUGGUCCUCCAAACUUUACCUUGCUUCUAUCAUCUAGUUCCCUGAAUUGGAACACAUAUGUUUAAACCUAGAAUGUUCCACGCGGGAAGUGAUGCGAGUGAGGUCGAUGUCGAUGUUUGUGGUUGGGAUGCGCUCUCCUGGAUCCUACAAGAAAGGUUGCUUGAGACACCCUCCAAAGCCUAAGUUAGAGAGAGAAUAUGAAGAGUGACAUUUAGUAAGAAAUGAAGUAGUUGGUUACUGUCAAUGUUAUCUGGGGGGUAUUUAUACCCAGUCAGGUGAAGAUCAUGACAUUAAAUGCAGUGUCAGGCGGUCUGGGAAUGUCACAUCUCAUAGGGAAUGCCUUUGUGGGCAUUUAAUGCUAUUUCAGGCUAACCUCGAGGUGCAUAUCUUCGAGGAUUCUCGUACUUUGAUGAUGACUUUACAAUUGUUUGAUCUUUGUGUCAGGAGGUCUAUGACUUGUCUCAUAUGUAGGUGGAGCGUAUCCGACCGCAGUAGAUGCAAAGUCAGAGUAUCUCGAGAUCGUCCAAAGGCAAUUCUCUUGAAUCCUCAUGGGCCUGCCUAGCUCAUGUGCUUCUCACUAUCAUGGGCCUUUAAGCUUAUGCGGCUCAACACAUGGCGCAACAACAUAUAACUUCUCUCCAAUGUUCGUUAUUUGUCUCAAGCUCCAAGCCUUUGUUAACGCCAUUUGCAUUGAUCGCAUAUUAGGGUUGCUCGUGGACCCUAGUCGUCCAACUAACCCUAGCUCUUGUACUGCUUCAUCCAAUCCCAUAAUCUUAUAAGUUUCCGCUAUAACAACUCAUCGUCUUCUUCUUCUAUUUAUAAAUCUGCAUAUGAAGUUAUAUUUCUUCUGCAGAUGAAUUUCUAUUUCAAACCCUCCUUCAAUAUCUGCCAUGAUAUGUGCUCACAAGGAUAGCAGCACACCCUAUCUCACUUGUCGGACGCAGAAGGCAGACAAACAACACAAUACGAGACCCUUCAGAUGUGUAUCCAGAGUUAACACUGAAACCCUAAUUGUCGCUCGAACUCUCUUGAAGUUUGAGAGAGAGAAAAAUCUACCAACUCACCUACUCCUAAAGAAUUCAAAAUGAAACAAAACCAGCCCUUAAACCUCGUUGACACUUAUCAUUUCAACAAUCUACCAAAAAUCGAACCAUCUAAUCUUAUCCCAAUUAGUCAAGGUGCGCAUGAAUUUUAGCUAGAAUAAGACUACUAGUCGAUAAGUCAUUAUCCAUCUCUUCUCACCUUUCUCUAUUUUUAACCAUCUCCACUUUAAACUGCUCGCUACGCUAAGACUCACCGGUCACCGCCGCCGUGCGCUCUCGUACUUCCAGGUGUCCUCGUCCACCGUUCACAAUCCAAUUAUUUCUCACCGCAUCUUGCUGAACUCCUUUUCUUCUUCUUUUCGCCUUCGCCUUCGCCGCCUCUUCAAUUGCUACUUGCUACCUGUAUUUGCAAAUGACCGCGGCUGCAUAACCGUGUGCAUUCACGCCUCCGCCGAGCAUCUCUACUCUCCGACCAAAAUCAAGUUCCACCGCUUGCACAGUUGCACAAGGUACGCAUGUUCGCUGAUAGAAUUCGCUUUCGGGUACGAAAAUUCACUUUCCGACGGUCUCUCAUAUUCCAAUGACGGAAAGGGCCCGGGCAGCUGCCGUCGCCGCUUCACAAUACCAGCGCUGUCUCAAGAGAUCUGAUGAACCGAGUGACAGGAUCAGUGAACUGCACGAUGAAAUCCUCUGUCAUAUACUGUCUUUCCUGACACUUAAACAGGCAGCCGCCACUAGCGUCCUUUCUAGUCGCUGGAGAUACUUGUGGCAUCCAUACAUUGCAUCGACUUUAAUGCUGCAGCCACCCAUGAGAGAAGAGCUAGAUUUCCAUAGCUGCCUACUGGGAUUGGGUCCGCAACAUAUAGCAGAUGGUGCUAAGGAGAACUAGAGUUCCAAAACUCGGGACAAAUUCAAUAACUCUCUUUACUUGACUAUAGAGUAUAAGGAUGGUGUCGACCCCUGGGCUCUUUGCAUUUCUCUGGGUGGUUGGUUCAAAAGCAGGAACUGUAAUUUCAAUAAGGCUUUUGGACGAUGCAAGAGCCUUCCAAGUGAGUUCUCUAUACUUUCCCAGUUCAACUUCUGGAUUGAACCACUAUGGUUCUAUUUGGUCCUCGACAAUAGAGAUUGUGUAAGUAAUUAGGAGAAAUGAUUGAGCAGCUAUUGUUAGUUGUUACUGUGUAUGGUCCUUAAGUCACCAGCAUUAGGUGACAUGGGGCAUCUUUUGUAUUUUAAAGGUGCUGGUCGUUCAUCAAGCUUUACAAGUUGGAUGCUUUUUGUUGGUCUGAGUUGGAAAGAGUCUAGAUAUAUUUUUCCUAUGUAACAUUUCUCUACUUGUCCGACCUAUCUGCCUUACCAAGCAAAGAAGUGGUAACCUGGAUGAGUGUUCAUUUUCCUUCAUUCUCUAUCUGGGGAGCUACUCAUAAUAGCUCUAUAUGCUUCUGAAGCCCUAAGGCUAGUAGGUUAAUUCGUGCUUUCCUAAUGCCUUCUGAUGGAUUCAAGACAGGGUACAUUAUGCCAGCAAUAAGAAGAGCUUAGAUUGAUUGCUAGAUUAACCAAUUUCAUGGAAGUGGUAGUAGCUUUGUUACAUAUUUGAUAUGGUUAGUGUUCUUCAUUUGCUCCUGAGAUUUUGAAGAAGUAGCACAUGGUACAUUUUUAAGCAUAAAUUCCCAUCUUAUGGGUUCAUUUGAUGAUAGACUUGCUCUCCAGGAAGCGGUUUUGGCUAUAGUUAAGCGAUAAGGAUGAGUUCUUGACAUAACCAGAUCUUUUUUCUUCGUGGUUGCAGGCAUUGUUUUUCUUCCUCACCAAGAAGCAGAAGUGAAAUUGUGUAGCUUUAAGAGAACUGUCCCGCCGGCAGGCCUUGGCACUUGUAAGUGUUGGACCUUGAUGGGGAGCACUGUGGUUGUGAGUCGUGGCAUUGAGUUCAUGCAGCAGCAUUCCUAGGGAUGACUUGUUAUGGUUCCAACCUUACCAAGCCGGUUAUCCAAUGAUAAAUUAAAAAAACGGCUAGUGGUUGACAAUCUUCCCUUGCUGAGCAGAAGCUGAUAGGAAAAUAGUAUCUUCAUUCCUCAAGUUAAGUUAAGCUGGUGAUUCUAUGAUUCAAAACCAAUCCGCUCCCUGGGUUGCUGUUGUGCGGGUUGUUGUUCGCUCCAAGCAGACUAUCACCUUUUCUGAUCUUCAUUCGACUCAUGUAUUUCCUUUAGCGCUUUGCUCCUCCUCCUGGUAAUCGAGUUGUCCAUUUACUAUGACGACGUGCCUCCUAGUUGUCUAUCUUAAGGUCAUCUUCUUUCGAUUUUUGUUAUGUAAGUUCAUCUUAUGGGGAAAAUAAGACUCUACAUCACUGUUUGUGUGUUUCCAUUUCAAAAUUUCACUGUAUUUAAGCUCGAUAACAGUUAUCUGUGAUGCUAGUUAUAAAUUCUUAAAUCCGCA
Linum trigynum is the source of this 8091-nucleotide messenger RNA. The record is from the annotation of a GenBank genome assembly. Lineage: Eukaryota; Viridiplantae; Streptophyta; Magnoliopsida; Malpighiales; Linaceae.